AGCAUAGCUGGGGCAGCUGACCCAAACUAGCCAAAGGGCUGUCUUUGUGAAAGCUGCAAGAUACUGUAGAUGCUGUGGCUUCUUUUGAAGAUUUUCUAUUUUGUACAUACAUUGUUUUGUAUAUACGGUAUAUGAUGACUUCAGUGGGCAGUGAACGUACCCGGGGCACUCGGGACAAAACGCAAAUUUCAACCACACAGCCAACACAACCGCAGAAACAAGUAGUACAGGCAACAGCAGAACAGAUUCGCCUUGCUCAGAUGAUCUACGAUAAGAAUGAUGCAGAUUUUGAAGAUAAAGUGAAACAACUUAUGGAAGUGACGGGGAAAAACCAGGAUGAGUGCAUAGUGGCACUACAUGAUUGUAAUGGGGACGUGAACAGAGCAAUCAACAUACUGCUGGAAGGAAGUUCAGACACGACUUCUUGGGAGACUGUAGGGGGAAAGAAGAAAAGCCUUGGAAAGGAAAGUUCAGAAAACAAAGAGAACAGAGAAAAACGAGGGGACAGAGAAGUGAGUCGCGGACGGGGAAGUUCCAACAGACGGGGAAGAGGAGGCAGCCGUGGCCGAGAGUUUAGAGCUGAAGAGAAUGGAGUGGACAACAAUCAAGGAGACAGGCCUUCAGACCGUGGGAAACGUGGCCGUGGGAGAGGGUUUGGACGUGGCAGAGGGAGAGGAGCAGGGAGGUUUUCAGCCCAAGGCAUGGGGACAUUUAACCCUGCAGACUAUACGGAGUCUUCUGCCACUGAUGGCUUUGGGACAAAAUCAGAGAUUUGGGAGACUGGUCAGAAUGAUGCAGAUGAUGGAACUGGAGCGUGGAAAAACUCAAUAGAAGAAUGGACAGCAGAAGACUGGAAUGAAGAUCUUUCUGAAACAAAAGUCUUCACUGCUUCCUCUGUUCCAGCUGAGAAUCAUGUGACUCCUGGGCAAAGCAUUGAUUUGGUAACACUGCUUCAAAAGCCUGUGACUUCUACCCAAGAGACAGAAGGCAACUCAUUUGAGGCUCCCCAGCAGCAGACCUUUGGCCAAGCCCUAGUCUUCACAAAUUCUCAGCACAGCACCCAGAUGGCAUCAGGAACUGGCAGCUCCAGUGCUGUAAACUCUUAUUCUCCUCAAAGUCUGUCUGCAGUUCUUUGUUCUGGCUUUGGAGAACUUGGAUCCUCUAAAUUGGCAAACUCUACUGGAUCCCAAAUCUUGGACCAAUUGAAAUCUCCAAGUUUGGGUCAGUUUACUUCUCAACAAAACAAUAGUAGCUCUACCACCACUGCCACAACUACCACAUCAUCCUGGGAUCUACAACCACCCAUUACUCAGUCCUCAGUCCUUAAUCAGUUUGACUUUAAAUCCCAGCCUGAACCAUCCCCAGUUCUGAGCCAGCUGACCCAGCGACAGCAACAACAAACGCAGGCAGUCCCUGUUCCUCCUCCUGGGCUGGAGUCCUUCUCCUCCCAGGUAAAACUCCAUGAGCCAUCGCCAGUAGACACCUCUACAGCUGUUAGCAAAGUGUUACAGCUCCCUACUAUAUCUGUGGAUAACCAGGCAGUGACUGCUCAUCAAACUCAGCAGAAACAGAUAAAACCACCAAAACGGAGGAUAACUCCAGCAUCCAAGAUUCCUGCCUCUGCAGUGGAGAUGCCUGGAUCAGCAGAUGUGACAGGGUUAAAUGUUCAGUUUGGAGCUCUGGAGUUUGGUUCAGAGCCUGCACUCCCAGAGUUCGAAUCAACUUCAAGCAGUGAGAAUACCAGCCAGGCGACCAACAACAGCUUGUACUCAAAAUCUGUAAAUGAUCCUUUGAAUACCUCUUUGCCAAUAUCCAAUACAGUACAGGAGUCCACCUACACAACCUCUGCCAUCACCUCUUCCAGUCUGACCUGCUCAUCCCAGAGCACUAGCCCAGUAACAACAACUUCCUCCUAUGACCAGACUUCUGUGCAUAGUAGGAUAGCGUACCAAAGCUCCAUGGCUCCAUCUGAAUCAACCCCUGUUGCAGUUACGAAUGGGCACAGUGGUGUUAGAACACAGGCAACUCUUGACACUACUUCAUCAGUUCCAGCGCCUAAGACAGAGCCUUCUCCUUCGCUACCUUCUGCUGGUUCUCUGCCUAGCACGGUAUCCACCACUGCUUCGCUUCUGCCUUCAGCAUCACAGCACACAGCAACGUUGCCCAGCUUGCCUCAGUCCAGUGAUUUGGCCAGCAGCUCACUUUCCCAGUUAAGCAGCUCCCUUUCCAAUCAUCAGAGCAGCCUCUCCCCUGCCUCAGUGUUGUCUUCAAGCACAUCACAUGCACACACUAGUGUUGAGAACACAACUUUGCUCCAGCCCUCAACAACCUUUUCAACUGUUUCAACCUCAGCCGCUAGCACCACCUCUUCGGUUGUCAGCAUGGCAAGCAGUAUGAACACUACAAACAGCCUUGGCCUGAGCGUUACCAGUGUGUCUAUACCAGCUGCUACCACACGGGCAGCUCCCUUAGUGUCUUCAGGCAAAGCUCCCCCAAACCUGCCCCAAGGUGUACCACCCUUGUUGCAUAACCAGUAUAUUGUGGGACCUGGAGGACUUCUGCCUGCCUACCCAAUUUAUGGUUAUGAUGAUCUCCAGAUGCUUCAAUCCAGGCUGCCAAUGGAUUACUAUGGAAUUACAUUCCCUGCUCCUGCAACCUUGACAGGCAGAGAUGGGAGCCUUGCUAACAACCCAUACUCAGGUGACGUAACAAAAUUUGGCCGUGGGGAUUCUGCCUCCCCUGCUCCUGCUACCACGCUUGCCCAGCCACAGCAGAACCAGACGCAGACUCACCAUACAGCUCAGCAGCCCUUCCUCAACCCGACCCUGCCCCCGGGGUACAGCUACACUGGGUUACCUUAUUACGCUGGUGUGCCCGGCGUACCCAGUGCAUUCCAGUAUGGGCCAACCAUGUUUGUACCUCCAGCAUCUGCUAAACAGCAUGGAGUCAACCUGAACACCGCGUCGACUCCUUUCCAGCAAGCGAGUGGCUAUGGGCAGCACGGCUAUGGAGCAGGCUAUGAUGACUUAACGCAGGGAACGGCAGCUGGAGAUUACAGCAAAGGAGGCUACAGUGGGUCAUCUCAAGCACAAAGCAAAUCUGCUGGCACUGGACCUGGGAAAGGUGUUUCUGUGACCUCAAGUAACACAGGUGUGCCUGAUAUCAGUGGCUCAGUCUAUAACAAGACUCAGACGUUUGACAAGCAGGGAUUCCAUGCUGGCACACCGCCUCCUUUCAGCCUGCCCUCUGCUCUUGGAUCAACUGGGCCCCUGAACCCUGGUGCUACCCCGGGUUAUGCUCCAGCCCCGUUUCUCCAUAUCCUGCCUGCGCAUCAGCAGCCUCAUUCCCAGAUGCUGCAUCACCAUCUUCAGCAAGAUGGGCAGGGUGGAUCUGGCCAACGCAACCAACCCAGCACCAUGCAGCAAAAGUCUCAGGCUACCAAAACCGCCUAUGGCACUUCUCCAUACUGGACAAACUAAAUCUGAAACCGGGGAGGGAGGAGAGAAUGAAAGGAGAG
Messenger RNA from Gymnogyps californianus (California condor), 3517 nucleotides. Its product is annotated as ubiquitin-associated protein 2-like. Gene Ontology annotation, molecular function: protein binding. The coding region runs from base 132 to 3479 and encodes 1115 amino acids. NCBI's taxonomy places the organism in Eukaryota, Metazoa, Chordata, Aves, Accipitriformes, Cathartidae. Gene Ontology annotation, cellular component: cytoplasm; nucleus. The transcript has 29 exons. The record is from RefSeq and is a predicted model, not a curated record.